Cuscuta epithymum is the source of this 2959-nucleotide messenger RNA. The record is from the annotation of a GenBank genome assembly. Lineage: Eukaryota; Viridiplantae; Streptophyta; Magnoliopsida; Solanales; Convolvulaceae.
CUAAUCGGCCACCUAGGCCGUCUAGAUUCGUCAAACGUUACUUUACUUUUUUAUUUUCUAAGCGUUAUACGUACUUUAGCUUAGCCAUGGAUAUAACGAAAUAAAGUUGUAAAUUAAGAUAAAACUAUAUAUGUUUCCAUAUAUACCUAAAUUUCAUCAUUAUUUAUAUUUAUAACAUAAUGAAGUUAAGUGAUUAGUCAUAUACUCCGUAUUACGUAUGAUUAACUGUGAUAAUUCUAUUAUUGAUGUUCGUUAAUGUAUAUUCAUAUAUGUAUUUACAAACAAAACUACAAUAUUACUUAUUAUAUUUAUGCAAAAAUAUAGAUAAAAAUGCAAUUUAUUUGUCUCUGACUAGUCCCCGACUAGGCGUCCGCCUAGCCGCCUAGGCGCUAGGCGCUGGGCUGACGCCUUUUAGAACAUUGGACUCACUCAGUGUCUCAAAAAAUCAGGUUCACUCACUCACCUAAAUUACUUAUCAAAGUGCAUUGAAAUUACUCUCUAUUGUCUAAAGGGAAAAAGGACGUAUAUACCCCUGCACUAUAGGGCUGGGAACAUAUAUACCCUUGUUAAAAAUUUUGGAACAAAAAGCUGAUAAAACUAAAAAUAGGGUACACAUCUACCCCUGCUCACGUUUUAAGGCAUUCCCGUCAGGCCCAAACUAACCUAACGUUAAUUUCUAUCCUUUAGUUCUUCCCGCCUUCUCCAUGUUCUUAGCGCAACUGCAAACCCUUGGUAGAGAAGAGGAAGAUGAAACAUGAGUAUCCUAAAUCACUGUACUGAGAAACAACAGAGGAUAGACUGAAAUACUAUUUUUAGUAUGGAUUGUGAACUCCUUGUUGGUGAAGGAGGAGACCUUAUUCCCUUAGAAUGGGAAGAAUUUGAUAACCUUCUAGACUUGGGCACUAGAGAAUCAGAAGAUAUAUAUACUAGGCCAAGAGGCUAAAGGUCAAAUUCCAGCAGCAGUAGGAAGAGAUGGUAAUGAUCAGAUGUACCCUAUUGCUUGGGCAGUGGUUGGGAAAGAAAACAAGGACAACUGGAAAUGGUUUAUAUUCUGGCUUGCUCAAGAACUUCAUUUAGGUGAUGGGUCCAAGAUCACCCUCAUAUCUGACAUGCAAAAGGGUCUAAUUGAUGCAGUCAAAAUUGUGUUACCUAUUGAUGAGCAUAGAUUCUGUGCAAGACAUAUUUUGGCCAAUUGGGGUAAGAGGUGGCAUGGGGAAGAACUGAAAAAAAGAUUUUGGAUUUGUGCUUGGUCAACAUUUGAAGAGGAAUUUAAGGAUAAUUUAUCCAAACUUGGUGAGGUAAAUAUGAUUAAUUUCUGGUUUUGUGUUGAAUUGAUAAUGUGCCCUGGAGUAAAUUGUAACUAUUUAAGUGAACUUUUAAGGUUUGCAAGAGUGCUGCUGAGGACUUGAUGAGGUAUAAUCCUCAAUAUUGGUGCAGGGCAUAUUUCAGUGCUAGGUGCAAGUCCUUUAUUGUUGAUAACAACCCAACUGAAAGCUUCAAUUCCUGGAUUAUAGAUGUUAGGCACAAACCUAUAGUUUCUAUGUUAGAAGAUAUUAGAGUGUUAUGUAUGACAAGAAUUAAGGACAAUAAAGAUGCUAUAAAAAAAUUGGUUCAAUGAUUGGUCCCCAAGCGCAAUGCAAAUGUUGGCCGAUAACAAAGAGGUGGGAAGUGGUUGCAGGGUUAUAUUUAAUGGAGAAGAAGGGUAUGAGAUAGGAGAGGGGGAUGAUAAGCACAUUCUCAAACUUGAUAGGCAGCAGUGCUCUUGCAAAUCUUGGGAAUUAAACGGCAUCCCUUGUCCGCAUGCCUGUUGUGCCAUGUUUCAUAGCAAGCUGGACCCCUUGAAUGUAUUAGAGAAGUUGUAUCACAAACAUACCUAUCUUAAAUCCUAUGAAUUCCCACUAUAACCAGUUCCAGGGAAAAAGUUCAUGCGAUGUGAAGAAUUCUUUCCAAUUCUCCCUCCAUCGUUUACUAAAUUGCCUAGAAGACCUCGGAAGAAAAGAAUGAGGGGGAAAAGUGAGCCACUAGGAACUUCUUCAACAAAAAUGACCACAAAAGGAAAAAAGCUAACUUGUAGUUUGUUUUCUGGUGCUGGUCAUAAUAAUAGGACUUGUCCAAAUAAAAAUCAGGUAUACCUCAUGUAUAUAUAUAUGUAUACAAGGGGCAUAUUAUAUAUCAACUAUUAAAUAAAGUGUUUCUAUUUUAGAGGAUCAAACCCGUCCACGUUCUUCUACAGCAGAUGUUGCUGCUCCUACACCUAUUUCAGUUCCUACUCGAUCAGUUAGACCUUUCAAUUCUUCAACUCAAACCACUGGAUUUGGAGUAUUUAUAGAUCUCAACACUGGAAUGCAAACAUUCAAUCCAGGUAUAUCAAGCAAAAUUGUCAUAUCACGAGGUACACCCCUAUUGCAGACAAUAGUAUGUGAUGAUCCUAAUGUGGUGACAAGGUUUCCACUCCCUAAUGAAAAGGCUUUGAGGAAGAAAAAAUCCAAACAACCAACUGGGGUGCAAUUAAGAGAAAUUCAGCUUUGCGGAAAUGGUGCCGAUGUUAGGGCACCUUCCCAAUUACCAUUUCAGGUUCCAGGAAUGCAAUUUAGGGGAAAACCUGUAGUAAUUAAAAAGCAUUUACAACAACAAAGAGACAAGAAAGCUGCACAGUUGAUGAAUACUCCUAAGAUCUAGAUUGAGUAGUUCAGAGUUGAAGUACUAUGUAAUCUUAUUUUGCAUACUGGAUCAAAACUCCUCUUGGCCAUUGUUUUUGCUAUGCUUUUUUUAUUAGGGUCCAAUUGCUAUGCCAUCAACUUAGUAUAUUGAAGUUAUUGAAGUUAUUGUAUUCUUAUUUUACAUACUGGAUGAAACAGAAAACUCAUUUUGGCCAUUGUUUAUGCUAUAGUUUUUUUUGUUAGGGUCCAGUUGUUAUGCCAUCAACUUAGUAUAUUGACAUUAUUGUAUUCAUUUGCUG